Messenger RNA from Branchiostoma belcheri (Belcher's lancelet), 2950 nucleotides. RefSeq names its product lactation elevated protein 1-like. Bases 90 to 1643 code for a protein of 517 amino acids. Gene Ontology annotation, cellular component: mitochondrion; cytoplasm. Lineage: Eukaryota; Metazoa; Chordata; Leptocardii; Amphioxiformes; Branchiostomatidae. The record is from RefSeq and is a predicted model, not a curated record. Gene Ontology annotation, molecular function: ATP hydrolysis activity; ATP binding. The transcript has 13 exons.
UUUUCGCCAUUCACCAAUUGGCUGCAGUACUGUCAAUGAUUCCUAGUCGGCGCUUUUGAUCCACCAUUUACCUAAACGGGGUCACCAUAAUGGCGGCGCUCUUGAGCCGGUUAGCCUGUCGAACUUGUGUUUAUACGCGUUUCUGUCGAAGCUGUUUACAACUUAGUCUAAUAACUUCACAGCCCUACAGACUAAGGUCUACUGCGCUCAGUCAACGAGCUGCGGUACAAGCACCUUUACCCUCAGCAGCAGUCAACAACAACACAUCAACAGAAACAACAACAGAAGCCAAGGACGAUGGAGUUAAUAUAUCAGGACAGCAGCUUUUUCUCACCCCGUGUGAGUCCGGACCGUUAGAGAGUUAUCAGAACGCCGUCCAAGUCGGCUACUUGAGCCGGGACCCUCAUCAGCUGACCGUUAUACAGGAGUUACAAAAACUUCACGAGAUUUUGUCGCGAUCGCAGAAGGACGGUAGCGUUGGGUACAGGCCGCACCAACAGAGCUAUUUUGGAAAGCUUUUUGGUUUACGGCACAAGCAGGGAGCUCCAAAUGGUUUAUAUCUCUACGGAAAUGUUGGUUCAGGGAAGUCCAUGUUGAUGGACCUGUUCUACACCCACGUCUCUGUCACCAAGAAGAAGCGAGUCCACUUCCACGCCUUCAUGUUGGAUGUCCACGCACGAAUCCACAAGCAGAAGAAGUUGAUGCCCAAGCGUGUAGAGGGCAGCCGGAGGUCGCAGGCGUUUGACCCCAUCCCUCCUGUAGCCGAGGAGAUUAGCGAUGAAACAUGGCUGCUGUGCUUCGAUGAGUUUCAGGUUACAGACAUUGCGGAUGCCAUGAUCCUGAAACGGCUGUUUACAGAGCUGUUUCACCGGGGAGUGGUGGUGGUAGCCACUUCCAACAGGCACCCAGACGACCUGUACAAAAAUGGUUUACAACGGUCCAAUUUUGUGCCUUUUAUCAAGAUUUUGAAGUACAGAUGUGACUGCUUGGCCCUGGACUCAGGCACAGACUACAGAUUGCAGGGCAUGCCCACGGCUGGAAAAGUCUUCUUCUUGUCCACUCAUAAAAAGGCAGAUCAAGAGUUAGACAGAAUAUUUCAAGAGAUGACAGCUCGAGAAACAGGAGAAAUAGGACCACGAACUCUACGCCUGCUCGGGCGAGACCUCCACGUGCCGAUAGCCUGUGGAAGGGUGGCAGACUUCCAGUUUGAUGACUUGUGUGCAAAGCCACUAGGUGCUGCAGACUACUUAAAGAUUGGCCAAGAGUUUGACACAGUUAUAGUCCGUAAUGUGCCACAAAUGACCAUGACACUGAAGACACAAGCUCGGAGGUUCAUCACCUUAGUCGACACGUUGUACGACAACAAGGUGCGGUUGGUGUGGUCAGCAGCAGUCAGUCCUGAGGAACUGUUCCGAGUGGAGACAUUGGGAGCCAUGGACUCGGACUACAACAGGCUUCUCAUGGACGAUCUGGACAUCAAAGUUGGAACUGAUAACUCGGCGGCCAGUAUCUUCACCGGUGAGGAGGAGAUUUUUGCGUUUGAGCGGGCGGUGUCACGGCUGAAGGAGAUGCAGACUCAGGACUACUGGAUCAUCAGGGACGAGUGGAACAAGGAGAGGAAGAAACAGAAACCUGCGACAUGACAUCACUCGUGAUACAACUACUUCUGUGCCUGAAGUUUAGCAAUUGCAAAAUUCUAUGUUGUGACAAUUGUUCAUGUAGAGACAGUUCUAGACUCAAGAAGUCACUGAUACGUGGAAAGUAAUAUAGAUUUCAGGGCUUGAAAUAUUUUUCAUACCUGUACAGGUACCCUGGAUUUCUUCCUCAUUUCUUCCUCUCUUUGAUGCCCAACAUCAUAGCAAUGAUGACUUUGGCAUAUAUAGAAGUACACUUCAGAAUUACACUCAUAACUUUCUAUAAUCCAGUCUCAUAAUCUUAAGACCAUAGCUUGGGUUGGCUUCUGUAAGGGCAUAGUGUCACAGUGGUACUCAGUGGUUUGCAGAGCUGCAUAAUACCAAAUUGUGUCAACUGUAGGUGCCUCCACUACUUCACUGUUAAGACUGAUCCAGUACCUUAAAGUUCUAUGUAGGAAAGACCCUCCUCUAUACUGCAUCCGGGUGUUAACAAGGCAGAACUAUUUGUUGUGGGAUCGACACUGAUGUUUAUAUCCCAGCUUGCCAAGCAUACUUAACUGUGUCAGACACAAAAAUCAGUUAGGUUUACUUCUCAGAAAUGUCUAUUGGAUAGAGUUUGUUGAAAUGUACAUGUGUACAUAUAUUUUUUAAUUUUAAGUUGAAGUUGUAGCAGUUCAAUACUUCUUGAGUCAAGGCAAACAGUGCAACAUCAUUAUUUAAUAUAAUAUGCUCCAAGUUCAAGAUAGUUUCAGAGUGGUCAAUGUGUUUACAUUUUUUGCAAGGCAGGCAAAUUCUACCUGCAAAUUUUUAAUGUGACUUGUUUGAUUGUGUAAGACCUCAGAAAACUAGAGUUGCCAGUUUUACUCCAUUUGCCUGUUUUGCAGGCUCAGCAAUAAUUCUAUUAUUUUAUUAAUAUUAUUAAUAUAUUGAUAUUUCAAAAUGUUUAUCUAUAAUGACAUUCAAUAUAAUGUAGUUCUCCACAGUUUUAUUUUACUAAAAGUUGACAUAUAGGUGUCUAUCAUUGUAUAAUGUUUCUACUAUGCAAUAUUCUCUUCAGCAAAUUUCUGCUUAUAUUAUAUAGAUAUUUCAAUGUUCCAAAAUAUCGCUUGGAAGUGUGAAGAAGACAAUAUGAAAGUUUCAAGAUUUAGUUCGUAAAUAGGAAAAAACUGGGUCUGCUUAGGAUGUUAAGUUCUUUAAGAAAUUAAAUGGUAUUUGAGAAAGCCAUAUUGAAAAAAAUAGGAAAGUUUGUCUGGUCUGCAUACUACCGGUUGUGACACUUUAUAAAACAUAUUUAUGUCAAAUGAAUAAAACCAAAA